GGAAAGGAACCGGAAGCCGGAUGGGGAGUUGGACUGGGUCAAAGUGGCAUGGCCAUGCUCCAGGCUUUCCCUCUGGGACUCCUCAGUGAGCCUGCAGGUACCCUGAUGGAGCCUCAGCUCUGCUCUCAAAGCCUAGCUGAGGGCUUCCUGGAGGAGGAGCUUCGACUCAAUGCCGAGCUGAACCAGUUGCAGUUCUCAGAGCCUGUGGGCCUCAUCUACAAUCCUGUGGAGUAUGCGUGGGAGCCACAUCGCAGCUACGUGACCCGCUACUGCCAGGGUCCAAAGAAAGUGCUCUUCCUGGGCAUGAACCCAGGACCCUUUGGCAUGGCUCAGACUGGGGUGCCCUUUGGGGAGGUGAGUGUGGUCCGAGACUGGCUGGGCAUUGGGGGACCUGUGCUACCCCCUCCCCAAGAGCACCCUAAACGACCUGUGCUGGGACUGGAGUGCCCACAGUCAGAGGUGAGCGGUGCCCGAUUCUGGGGCUUUUUCCGGAACCUCUGUGGGAAACCAGAGGUCUUCUUCCAUCACUGCUUUGUCCACAACCUAUGUCCUUUGCUCUUCCUGGCUCCCAGCGGACGUAACCUCACCCCUGCCGAACUGCCUGCCAAGCAGCGAGAACAGCUUCUUGGGAUCUGUGAUGCGGCCCUCUGCCGGCAGGUGCAGCUGCUGGGGGUGCGGCUAGUGGUGGGAGUGGGGCGGCUGGCGGAGCAGCGGGCACGGCGAGCUCUGGCAGGCCUGAUGCCAGAGGUCCAGGUGGAGGGGCUUCUACAUCCCUCACCUCGUAACCCACAAGCCAACAGGGGCUGGGAGGCAGUGGCCAAGGAGAAGCUAAAUGAGUUGGGGCUACUUCCACUGCUGAUGGAAUAAGUGCCCUGAGGCCUAGGCAUAGGACACAUUCAAGGUCCCCAAGUCUCUGCAAGCAGAUGACUGCACACCUGGCUUGGAGCAGCAAGGUCUUCCUGGGCUCCCUGGCUGCUGGGAGACAUGUUCAUUGAUCUAUUCAACUGUCCACCAGCCUCCCUUGGCAGUUUUGACACUACUCCUGCUCCCGCUCCUUUACCUUCUUGCUUCCUUUAUGUUCCUUUGAUCCUUGUUCCUUU
Molecule: messenger RNA, 1100 nt
Organism: Orycteropus afer afer
Lineage: Eukaryota; Metazoa; Chordata; Mammalia; Tubulidentata; Orycteropodidae
Source: RefSeq, a predicted model, not a curated record